AGCGAGCGGCGCCGGCGAGCGCGGGGCGUCCGGUGGGGCCUGGGAGCCAGCGAGGAGGACUGAGGGGCGGCGGGGCGGGGAGCCGGGAGGCAUGGCGCGGCUCGAUGACGAGAUGGGGCCGGCCGUGGCGCCCGGGCACCCGCUGGCGAAGGGAUACCUUCCGGUGCCCAGGGGCGCCCCGGACGGGGAGGCGUGCGCGGAGCCGCCUGAUGGGCCCGAGGCGCGGAAUGGAGGCCCGGGGCUCGGCCCGCUGGUCGCGGGAGCUCCGGGCGAGCCGCAAGCCCUGAUAGCGGCGGCGGAGGAGGAGACCCAGGCCCGGCUGCUGCCCGCGGGCGCCGGGGAGGACGUCCCGUGCCCCGCGUGUCCCCCGCGCACGGCGCUGUCGCCGCGGCGCUUCGUGGUACUGCUCAUCUUCAGCCUUUACUCGCUGGUGAACGCCUUCCAGUGGAUCCAGUACAGCAGCAUCAGCAACGUGUUCGAGGCCUUCUACGGCGUGUCGCCGCUGCACAUCAACUGGCUGUCCAUGGUGUACAUGGUGGCCUACGUGCCCCUCAUCUUCCCGGCCACCUGGCUGCUGGACACGCGAGGCCUGCGGCUCACGGCGCUGCUGGGCUCCGGCCUCAACUGCCUGGGAGCCUGGGUCAAGUGCGGCAGCGUGCAGCGGCACCUCUUCUGGGUCACCAUGCUGGGGCAGAUCCUGUGCUCCGUGGCCCAGGUCUUCAUCCUGGGCUUGCCCUCCCCCGUCGCCUCAGUAUGGUUUGGACCCAAGGAGGUGUCGACGGCUUGUGCCACAGCAGUGCUGGGCAAUCAGCUUGGAACUGCAGUUGGCUUUUUGUUGCCACCUGUUUUAGUGCCCGUCUUGCGCACACAGAAUGACACAGGCCUUCUGGCUCACACACAGAAUAGCACAGACCUCCUGGCUCAUAACAUCAACAUCAUGUUUUACGGAACAGCAUUUGUCUCCACAUUUUUAUUUUUUUUAACAGUAAUUGCAUUCAAGGAGAAGCCUCCCUUGCCACCGAGUCAGGCUCAGGCAGUUCUUCGAAACAGCCCGCCUGCAGAGUACUCCUACAAGAGUUCUAUCUGGAACCUGUUCAGAAACAUCCCCUUUGUUCUCCUGCUGGUCAGUUAUGGUAUCAUGACUGGAGCAUUUUAUUCAGUUUCAACAUUAUUAAAUCAAAUUAUAUUGACAUAUUUUGAGGGAGAAGAGGUGAAUGCCGGAAGGAUCGGCCUGACACUGGUGGUAGCUGGAAUGGUGGGCUCUAUUCUCUGCGGCUUAUGGCUGGAUUAUACCAAAACCUACAAGCAGACGACUCUGAUUGUGUACGUUCUGUCUUUCAUUGGAAUGCUCGUAUUUACGUUCACAUUGAACCUCAAGUACAUCAUCGUGGUGUUUUUUACUGGUGGGAUCCUUGGCUUCUUCAUGACUGGUUACCUCCCCCUGGGCUUUGAGUUUGCUGUGGAGAUCACUUACCCUGAGUCUGAGGGCACGUCCUCAGGGCUCCUCAACACAGCCGCACAGAUAUUUGGAAUUUUGUUCACUUUGGCUCAAGGAAAGCUCACAUCUGACUAUUAUCCAGAGGCAGGAAACAUUUUCCUCUGUGCCUGGAUGUUCGUAGGCAUCAUUUUAACAGCUUUGAUCAAGUCUGAUCUGAGAAGGCACAAUAUAAACACCGGGCUUACAAACAUGGACGUUAAAGCUGUACCAGUAGAUAGCCUGACAGAUCAAAAGCCAAAAGUGAUGGUGUCUAUACAGUUGGAAUCUUCACUCUGAAGAAGGGAAUGUGGCUGCCCCGCAAUAUGGGGACAUGGCAUCAUCUUUGGGCAGCUGUGUGAGUUGUGAGACCCUUGAACAUUAUUGGAUGAAUUCUGAAUAUUAUUUUGUUUUGUGUUAAUUUAAGCAGUGAUUUUGCUUAAAAUGUCCUUGCUUACCUCAUGUUAACACUCCCAUUCAUGUAAUAGUGUCUAUUUUCAGUUAUGUGUUGUGUACCUGAAAGUAACAUUCUUGACAUUUUUUUUCAGGAUGCUUUGUUUUUUAUGGGGGUCUAGUUCCUGUAAGACAUGUAAGAGCAUGCAAGUCACAUAUAAAAACUUCCAGUACAUUCCCAGUCAGUUAUCAUCUCACGGUACUGACCAUGUCAGGAUCAAGUCAGAGUCACGGUGUGUGACUCUGAGAGAGCAGAAUACCAUGAGAAGUGCUGACCCCUCGGACGGGGCUGGGACUGAGAGUCCCAUCUCUUAGACGCCUAUUGUACCGUGUAUUGUGACAUGUUCUGUCCCACAAAGACAAACAAAGCGCUUCUAUGCACAGAUUAAAUCCUUUAUGCUCUGGUCACCUAGGAAGCUGAGACACAUGGAUCAUCUCAGCUCCUCUCUGUGCUGCUUUCAUACAGAUAAAUGCUAAUGUAGUACAACUUAAAAUGGCAGCUUUAUGCCCAUUGUCCAUUUUCACUCUUUUAAAAGAAACUUGCAUCAUCUGUAUUGCGGGCUAGCUCAUGAUUUCUUAUAUCACAUCUAUAUUUUGCCUUGAAGAUGCUCAAGAUAAGGAAGUCUAUGAUAACUUCAGAGAGCCCACAGAUCUCCAUUGUGUGGAGAGCCCUUGAAAUACUAGCUGCUGUGUUUCCAGGAUCACUCCUCUGACCACUGUUUUUGAGGACGACCAGCCCUUGCACAUGUUCUGUGAAUGCUGGGAACAGGUUCUGCUGCACCACAGCGUGCAUGUACUUAGUACUCUGCACACUGUCUCUUAUACACUCAGGACAAGGCGAAUGGGACCAAGUGUAUUGUCACAGUGCCUACCACUGUGGCUUGUUUACAGUGAGAAUUAAAUGUCUUUGAUGUUUUGACUCUUAAGCUUACAGUCAUGACAUUUGAUCAACCAUAAUAUUUAUAGUGUGAUUUUGUAAAUUUUACAAAAAAUUUACAUAAUAUAAAAAUGCACACAGAAAAGGUAAUCAUGUAAUGAAUAUGGUUGAAGCAAAUGCAACUUUGAUUUAGGCAAAAUAUACAUUGAUUUAUCUUGAUGUUGUAUUAUUCUCUUUCAUCAAAUUACUAUAAAUUAUGUGGAAUUUGACACUGGAAAAUGUACUGAAAGAACUUAAUAUCAUUCAGGAUCAAGAAUUCUGGUUUUGUGUCCUGGGUGUGCUUCUGCCUUGGUAACUCUGGACAUAUAACUCACCCUCUCUGACAUAUCACUUACCCUCUCUGACAUCACUUACCCUCUCUGAUGCAUCACUUGCCCUCUCUGGACACAUCACUUAACCUCUCUGGCAGCAUUUUCCUGAUCCAUGAAAUAAUGCAUUCACACUGAUCUAAAAGAUCUUUUUAAAAUAUUGUCAUUCAUCACGAAAUAGACCAAAUCACUGUACCACAGGAAUUUAGAAAUCUAGCUAGAAUCUGGGCAGUGGUGGUACACAUCUAAACCAUGUCUUGAAAAACCAGACAGAGAGAGAGGAAGAGAGAGAGAGAGAAAGAGAGAGAGAAAAAGAGAGAGAGAGGGAGAGAUAUCUAGCUAGAGAAAAAUUCUGUGGAAAACUGAGUCAACAGUUGUGAUUGUACAGAGACAGAGAACUCGAGUCAGUCUGUAGUUCAGGUAGAACCUAUAUCAACAACAACUUCUCUUGGUAGUUCUGUCACAGGUUGCAAAUGACCAAAAAUGCACUGUCCCCACUGUUUCUGUUUUUAAAUUGACAGUGUUGUUUACAGAUCAUAUAUAUGUUACUUCCGAAGCUUUGAACAAAUUACAGAUAAAAGUUGGAAUACUUAGUGUCUGAAAAAUAUAUUCUUGUUUUGUUUUUUAUUGUUUGAAACAGGGAUAAAGUAUGAUAUAAUAAUGCAAAAUGAAUUGAUGUUCUCAGUAUUUUAAGUGGAUGUAUGGGUAAUAUAUCAGAUAAGAAUUUGAUACGGUUCUGUGUCAUGGGUUUAGAAGUAGUAAUUAUCAUCACCUGUGCCCGCUUUUGUCAGCUGGUUUCAGAGCUGUUGCAUCUGUAAAUGCUGUGACAUAGCUUCUGCCUUUUGAGAAUAUCUUUAAAAUGUUGGAGGAAUAUCUUUGGAAAUGUUUGUUAGUAGCUGGAACGGCACCCAUGUCUGAUGUCUUCAUCCCUGUUCUCAUUUUUACUAUUUUUAUAAUUUCUCUAUGUGCCUGUUCUUCAUUAUUUCAUACUUAAAAUAAAUUUAUUUUUUUAAUGCUAA
Mastomys coucha (southern multimammate mouse) is the source of this 4191-nucleotide messenger RNA. It is a transcript of the gene Flvcr1, whose product is annotated as FLVCR heme transporter 1. Gene Ontology annotation, molecular function: heme binding; heme transmembrane transporter activity. The record is from RefSeq and is a predicted model, not a curated record. Gene Ontology annotation, cellular component: membrane; mitochondrion. The transcript is spliced from 10 exons. Gene Ontology annotation, biological process: heme export; erythrocyte differentiation; transmembrane transport. NCBI's taxonomy places the organism in Eukaryota, Metazoa, Chordata, Mammalia, Rodentia, Muridae. The coding region runs from base 92 to 1774 and encodes 560 amino acids.